Molecule: messenger RNA, 3123 nt
Organism: Notolabrus celidotus (New Zealand spotty)
Lineage: Eukaryota; Metazoa; Chordata; Actinopteri; Labriformes; Labridae
Gene: slc6a16a
Product: solute carrier family 6 member 16a
Exons: 12
Coding region: 252-2348 (698 amino acids)
Biological process (GO): sodium ion transmembrane transport
Cellular component (GO): membrane
Source: RefSeq, a predicted model, not a curated record
UCCGUUCAGCCCCCUCCGCCCUCUCAUUGGUUUCAGCUGCACCAACUUCUCCUUCAUGACUUCUUGGGUUGGCGACGGCAGAGCUCGUUCCAACUCCAGAAACGUGUCCAGAAGCUGUCAAACUAAUCGGUAGAGAGUUUUCUCCCCAGGAAAAAGAUCCGUCUUAUUAGGAAAAUUGAAAACUAGUUAAGUCGCAGAGGGGCGAACAGAGAGAACAGCAGGGCUGCUGGAAACUGAACUCUGCUGUCAGCAUGACGGAGAAACCGCCACUGGACAGCAACGAAGACAGAGCCUGGCUUGGCGAGGGCCAGUCUGAAACUCAGCUCGCAGCUGUGAAUGGGGCAGACGGAGGCGAUGAAGAUCGGCCAGCAUGGGACUCUAAGAUCCAGUAUGUGUUAGCCCAGGUGGGGUUCAGCGUGGGCUUAGGGAAUGUGUGGAGGUUCCCCUAUCUCUGCCAUCAAAAUGGAGGAGGGGCCUUCAUGCUGCUGUAUGUUUUCCUCCUUCUGAUUGUGGGAGUUCCUCUGUUUUUUAUGGAGCUGGCAGCUGGCCAGAGUAUUCGCCAGGGAAGCAUCGGUGUUUGGAAACACAUCUCUCCAAAGCUGGCCGGGAUCGGCUACUCUAGCUGUAUGGUCUGUUUUUACGUGGCUCUGUACUACAAUGUUAUCAUUGCUUGGAGCUUGUUCUACAUGGGUAACUCUUUUCAGUACCCUCUGCCGUGGGAGCAGUGUCCUAUUGAUGUAGCCACCAACGCCACAGUGAAAGAAUGUGCAAAUUCCUCCCCGACGUCAUACUUCUGGUUUCGUAAAGCGCUAAACAUUACAAAUUCCAUCAAGGAAUCAGGAGAGUUUAACCCCAUCAUGACCGGGUGCUUACUGGCUGCCUGGGCCAUUGUGUCCCUGGCUAUGAUCAAGGGCAUCAAGUCCUCUGCAAAGGUGAUGUACUUUUCUUCAGUCUUUCCCUACGUGGUGCUCAUUAUUUUCCUCAUCAGAGGGUUGAUGUUGGACGGUGCGAUGGAUGGAAUCACCUACAUGUUUUAUCCUAAACUGGAGAUCUGGGGUAGUGUGCAGGUGUGGCGGCAGGCUGCUACACAGGUGUUCUUUGCCCUCGGACUGGGCUAUGGCUCUGUUAUUGCGUAUUCUUCCUACAACCCAGUCCACAACAACUGCCACAGGGAUGCUCUGAUGGUCUCUGGCAUCAAUUUCAUGACGUCCGUGCUGGCCUCGCUUGUGGUUUUCGUCGUGCUGGGUUUCCGUGCCAAGAACAUUGCUAUGCGCUGUGUGGCUGAAAAUCUCGGUCUUCUAAACGUCAUGAUGACUCAGGAAUCAAACCAGCCCUUGGUCAAACUAGGUUGGCCUUGGAUCAACACAACAGAUCACAGCUCCAUGCCUCUGGAUGCUUACAGGGAGUGGUACAGCCAGCACAGCUCCGUGAUGGGUCCAAACAUCACUGACUGCAGUCUGGAGGAGGAGAUGAAUAAGGGGGUUGAGGGCACAGGCCUGGCAUUCAUAGCGUUCACCGAGGUGAUGGCCCUCUUCCCUGCCAGCCCCUUCUGGUCCACUCUGUUUUUCCUGAUGUUGCUCAACCUGGGGCUCAGCACCAUGUUUGGGACCAUGCAGGGAAUCCUCACUCCUCUCAUGGAUAAUUUUAGUGUCUUGGGCCGCCACCGGACUCUACUCACUGUAUCCAGCUGUGCUUUGGGCUUCAUAUUUGGACUGCUCUUCACGCAGCGCUCUGGCAACUAUUUUGUGACAAUGUUUGAUGACUACUCUGCAACUCUACCACUAGUCAUUGUAGUCAUCUUUGAGACCAUCAGUGUGGCCUGGGUUUAUGGAACAGAUCGGUUCCUCGAUGAUAUUGAAGUUAUGCUCAACUGGCGCCCUCCAGUGGUGUACAAAUAUCUUUGGAAGUAUGUGUGCUUGCUGGCGAUGGUUGGUCUUCUGGCUGCCAGUUUGAUACGUAUGGUCAUCAAAAGACCCACAUACACGGCCUGGAACCAAAGCACAGCCUCUGAGAUGACCCUUGAGUACCCAGGCUGGGCCCUGGCUAUGAUAGUCAUGCUCAUACUCUUAGCCAGCUUGCCUGUGCCUAUCGGCUACAUCGUCUCAAUGCUGAAAAGCCGCAGCGGGCAUAACAUUGGCUCUGAUGAGGGAGGCAGCCCGGAGGUGCACCGUGAGCUGUACACCAAAUGCAGCUCCAUGGAGCAGCUGGAUUCCAACUCCCACCACAGAGCCCCCUCUGAGGAAGACGAGGCCCUGCCCAGGCCUGCCUUCCUGCCCCUGGGUCAUGAACUGUACCAGCUCCUUCCUCAGCUGGAGGAUGAGGAUGAGGAGGAAGAUACAGGGGUGUGAGCAUGGCUGUUGGUGAAAAGAGUAAAUGUUUGAGUAUUCAGAAAGUAUUAGAACACAACCCUGUUGAAAGAGGAGAGGGUGGUCUAAAGAGAGUUCUUCUCAAUCUGAUGAAGAGUCUCUGGGCUACACCCAUCCACCAUGAUCAGCAGGCUCUAUGUUGUUGACAAAAUAACUAUUUAUACAUCAUGUAUAUAGAAAAUUAAAUCAAAAGCAUUUUAGAUUUUGUAAGUUCUACAACUACAACUCCUCCUUGUUACUUUCAUUCAUUUCCUGAAACCCUCACAAGAAACGGAAACACUCCCAAACUAAUGAAAAAGGAGAAGCUGCUAUAUUUUGUGAAGAAAACAAACAUGUUCAUUUUUUAGUGUGGGGUUAACCAGCCCCCCCAGCAUGUCCAGUUAGGUUUAUCUUUUGUCUAUGUGCUCCCCUUAUAUCAUGUGGAAUCCCUACCAUGGCAGGUGAAAUGAGUAAGGCAGGGACACACAAAACUAUGCUUUAUGAAGAGUAUUUCUAGGUAAACUGUGAUGAAUUUGCAUGUGCGUGUAUUUUUGUGUGUUUGUGCGUGUAUUUAAGCAUUUGUUUUCUCUUUUUUAUGUGAAACAGUUUUAAUGUGAAAUGACAGAUGUCAGUAAAAUAACUUUAUUUGCAUUAUAUUUGUAAUAUUUUACCUCAUAAGACCACAGCAAUGUUUUUACUCAUGCUGACGAAGCACUCAGUGAAGCAGUAUUGUACUGUAAUAGGUGAGGAUUUAAAUAAACCUCUAGAUGGCAGCAAA